Durio zibethinus is the source of this 1098-nucleotide messenger RNA. NCBI's taxonomy places the organism in Eukaryota, Viridiplantae, Streptophyta, Magnoliopsida, Malvales, Malvaceae. The record is from RefSeq and is a predicted model, not a curated record.
AUGGGUCUCCCAGUGGCAGUGGCGGUGGGUACGAUGUAUGCUGUUCCAACCGCAAUGUUGGCUUUCGGCUUUUUAGUGGAAUAUCUUCGUCCAGACAAAAACAGAGACUUAGAGAGUGAAUGUAACAUUUUUCAGGGCAGAUGGGUGUUUGAUGCUCAUCACGUUCCCCUCUACACUCCUCAAAGUUGUCCCUUUAUUACCAAAAAAUUCGAUUGCCAAAAUAAUGGUCGGCCUGACAAUGAUUACAUGAAAUAUCGGUGGAAUCCCUAUUCAUGCAUGCUACCACGGUUCCAUGGUGAAGAUUUCUUGAUCAGAUUUGAAGGGAAGCGAAUCAUGUUUGUAGGAGACUCGGUUGGGUACAACCAGUGGCUGUCGCUCGCAUGCAUGCUCCAUUCGGCAGUUCCACAACACAAAUAUGUACUCCACACGAAAGGAGGCCUUCCUACUAUUACCUUCCCGGCUUACAAUGUCUCGUUGAUGUUUUACCCCGAUGAUUUUCUUGUUGACAUUGCUGUUGGUGGCAAAAAUGAAAGAAUCCUGAAGCUUGAUUCAAUUGGGAAUGGAGGAGUAGUUUGGAAGGAUGCUGAUGUGUUGGUCUUCAACACUUGGAACGGGUGGCUUCAAACUGGAAAGAAGCAAUCAUGGGAUGUUAUUCAAGAAGCUAACGCCAGGCAUAAUGACAUGGAUCCGUUGGUUGCUUAUGAGAAAGCUCUGAAUACAUGGGCCAAAUGGGUAAACUCAACGGUUGAUACCAACAAAACCAUGAUAUUCUUCCAGGGUGUUUCCCCAGACCAUUUCAAUUCAAGAGAUUGGGCAGAUCCGAAUGCAAAGAAUUGUAAAAGGCAAACAAGACCAGUUCCGGGGCAUAGAUAUCCAGGAGGUCCACAUCCAGCAGAAGCUGUUCUGGAGAGAGCAUUGGGCAGUGUAUCCGAAUCAGUUUAUUUGGUUAAUGUAACAGCUCUGUCACAACUAAGGAAAGAUGGGCAUCCUUCUAUCUAUGGUAGCAAAGAUGUUGACUGCACUCAUUGGUGUCUACCUGGACUACCAGAUGCUUGGAAUGAACUCUUAUAUGCAACAAUAUUGGGCUACUAGCCAUCC